This is a messenger RNA of Haliotis rufescens (red abalone), 3821 nucleotides long. RefSeq lists its product as uncharacterized. The record is from RefSeq and is a predicted model, not a curated record. Lineage: Eukaryota; Metazoa; Mollusca; Gastropoda; Lepetellida; Haliotidae. Bases 192 to 2243 code for a protein of 683 amino acids. Gene Ontology annotation, molecular function: protein binding. Gene Ontology annotation, biological process: regulation of apoptotic process. The transcript is spliced from 8 exons.
UGACGUCACUGUCACCUGCACUUUGUUCACUCAUCAUGGCGCGCUGAGCCGCCCCUUUGCCCUUCUCCUACACUAUAACUUCCUCUUCUUCUUACUUUAGGCAAAAUAUAUGGACUUAAAUUCUUUCACAGGUAAGUUCCACUACAUCUACCCUUCCUCUGUGGAAGCGAACAACACAUUUCGUUAGAAACAUGAGCCACGAGGAGCAUCGCCUACAAACAAUACAGCUUAUCAUGGGUACGUUAGAAGCAAGUGUCGAAUGUGAUCAGCUUGUCAACAAACUUGCUGACACCAAGAUCAUAUCUACUUCUGACGUUACUAGGAUCACUGACACAGAGGAGAAAGACAGGAUAAAAACUAUUUUUGAAGUUCUAAUGGGAAAGGGCAAAGAAGACCUACACCCCCUAGCUCUGAAAAUAUUGGAAUCACAAACAAGUCCAAGCCAGCAAAACACCAGAAACACAGAACAAGCCAUAGAGAGAGUGGUCCAGGGUACCGACACAUCAACAGUAGCUGCACGGUCUUUCAAUGGGAGGAGAAUACUCAAGUACAGUGAUUUGUCCAAUGAUUGGGAGUUGAAGAACUUUUUGGUUGACCUCUCAGAGGAAAUUGGCGAGAAGGAAAUGGAGGCUAUGAAGUACAUCAUGCGUGGCGAAAAUGGCUUUGGUGACGCUGUGCUGGAAAAACUGACAUCCCCAUUGAAGUUCUUUGAAAAAAUGACCCAAUCUAGACUAAUCGAUGCAUAUAAUCUACAUUUCCUGCAAGCCUUGCUAUGGCGCAUCAAAAGACGUGACCUCAACGAAAAGAUUCGUCAGUUUUGUCUGGAGAGUGACAAGAAGCCAAUCAAUUUUUUUCUCCCAGCCGAGCAUCCAGAAAACGGAUACAAGUAUGUCAAGUUCCAUGUAGAGGGCGACAUAGAUAAACUCACACACGCAGACAAAGAACACCUGAGAGCUGACGUAGCACGAAUUCUGUGCGUACCAAUCACCUACGUCUUCAUCAGGGGUCUUGAACCAGCGAAAAGUCUCCUGUUUACGUUCAUGGUCCCCGAGGAAGAUGUCAGCAGCUUCAUUCACAUCUAUCACUCACAGGAGGCCUCAUUCGUCCACCUGUCUAUCCACGUACAGAUUAAUGAGACGGAAUUAUCCCUAUCUGAAAUUGCACUAACAACGGAACAGGAAGAGAAACCCAUGUAUGGUCAGUUGAAGCAUCUCUUGGAGCAAAAACAGAGUCUUAAAACACAGCUUGCAGACAGAGAUGAGCAGCUGUUGGACCUUCAGGAUGAACUUGAUAGAAGGGAAGGAGACUCAACCGUCGACCAGGUUCUACAUGAUGAUGGAGCGUUAAACGCACAACAACUUCAUCAACAGUAUGAACUGUUCAAGGACAUGUUUUACAGAAUAAUGGAUGUGAUGAAGACAAUGAAGCCAAGGGAAAACGUGACUGACAGCAAUGGCAAGAUUGGGUCGUUGAAACUGUCCAGUGCAUCAGCUCUGUAUAGAAGACUUCUCUCGCAAGCUAGACAACGUUGUGAAACUUUGGAUAUAGAUUUGUUAAACAAACUGUUGGAUGCAAAGACUACACUUGAAGCAACAUUACACGAGGAGAGACUCAGAAAAAUGCAGGAAGUUAUUGUGAUGCUCUCAGAACAUGUGGAAGAACAGGCAGAAAUGAUUGCAAAUUUGCAGGCAUCCAGUAACAUAGCCGGAGCAUCGUCAACCUUCCUGCAUGACAUCUUGGCAAUUCAGGAACAAGCAAGAAACCACGCCACCAAACAACACCAGGAUGAGACACCCAAACUAGAAUUCAAUGGUAUAAUAGGAAUGAAAGUGGUCAAAUUGAUAUAUCAAGCUCCACAUCAGAUUGGGAUUCAUCCUGAACUGCAAUCGAUUCUGACGUCACUGACCAAAGAACUCACAAACAAGGAAAGAAAUAAACUGAAGAAGUUCCUUUGUUUUUCUGAAGCUGAAACGGAACAGCUGAAACAAUCUCCAGACAUGCUUCUUGAGCUUGCAUUUUUGAGGGAACUUCGCAAGGGAAGACAAGAAGGUCCAAUGGAGAUUGUUGGGGACAUUUUGGCGAAGAUAAGAAAAAGAACUUUGGUCCAGCAGUACUUGUACCCUGAACAGCAACCCAAACUGACUAAGAGGCCAUCGUCGGAGAAAAGGGGUGGGCCAGGAAGAUCAAGUCGAUCAGAUACACCUCAAAGAAAGCGAAAGGAAAGUGGAGGAUUUAAUGCAUGAUCAAGAGGAGGUGACAUAUGUCCAUAGUCUGGACGCUGAUAAAGAAGUGAGAACAAAAGUCUUGAUCUCAAGAUGAUUCCAUAUUCUGCCUUAACAAUGCAAGUGCUUUAAAAGAAGAAAUAUAUUCGUGCAGUUCCUGUGUGCAGUUCAUGGCCUAAGACUACAAAGCAGAGACCUAUCAGAUAACUAACGAUGACACAUUACAAUGUAGUUAUUUGGCAUUUGUUGUUACUUUUAUCCUUUUAUACACAUGUCAGAGUAACGUUUCCAAUUAAUCUUCAGUCAGGACGUUAUUUCUUGUCUGUUGAAAAGAUAAUAUGUAUCGAAUCACCGACGUUAUUGUUCGGCCACACACAUUGUCAUGGAGAACAUUUUGUUAUUGGGUUUGUUUGAAACCCGAGAUUGAACUUAAUGCUGCUUUCAGCUCAAAAGGUAGAAAAACCUUUAACUGACAACUAUAUUUAAACCACAGAACCACAGUGCUUACUUUGUCUGAUCCCUAUGCUUUUGCAUUGGUGUCAUUAUUUACAACAUGUAAGUAAACGCAAACCUCUGUACCUUUCAUAGCUAAUCGGGUUUAAGGAGUAGGAGGAAUAUUACAACACUGUAACCCACUCAUUUGUUCAUAUGUUCUCAAAACAAAGAACAACUGAAGUCUAAAUAACGCUAAUGUAUUCGCAAAUCAGUUUCAUUCAUAAGCUUGUAGCACUUGUAUGUUAACUUAUGGUCCAAAAGUAUGACCUCAUUUUCUAAAACCGCUAUAUCCGCUUUUGACUGGGCUGACCUCGUAAUUGACACGUAGAAUUUACCUUCAGCCUCAAUCAUCACUCAUUACACCGAGAAAUUGUAACACAAUGACACUUUUUUCCUUGAAAUUGCAAGACAUUUACAUUGCAGACAUUAAUUAGAAGUGUAAGUGUGCGGCACUAUUAGGAGUCCUGAUAAGAAAGAGCGCAGAAGAAUGGCGCGAAGAUGAUGAUAAUACUUAGUAGGAUAUUCCUUACAAAACUAAGUCCAAAGUUCAUUCUGCUAUAUAUUGACAUUAAUAUGUGUUUGUUGUUGGUGUUGUUAUAAUAUUUGUUAUUAAACUAUUGUCUGAAUACGUGUAUCCCCAAAUAGCGUCUGAUAGUAGCGUUGCCCCAAAAUGACAGGACUCCUUUCGAAUAUAACGUGUGUCAUUAAUUAUUUCUGAUGAUGAUUGCGUGAGUUAAUGCGAUCUAUUUUAUUAGCUGUUUUUAUAAUUAAGACCUUUAAGUUUUAUACAGAUGUUACCAUUUAUGGUCAUCUCUGAACCGCUUUAGCUAUACCAAGUUAAUGCAUACUCCGUUUGUAACAAACUAUGUAUGGGACUAAUACAAUGCCUGUGUGUAUGGUCACCAGAUAAUCAUUUGGUAAAAGGUUACUCUCUGCAGAAAGUUUGGUAUGGGAAAAUAUUGUAUCAACUUCAGACCCCGUUUUGAACACAUUUUCAAAUGCAGCAUGAUACAGAGAAAGAGAAACACUUACACGGACAGAAAACUACGUUUAUAACGAACACGCUUAUAACGAACUGACGGACAUAACGAACUGUUUUGGGGU